Hibiscus syriacus is the source of this 1776-nucleotide messenger RNA. RefSeq names its product sodium/hydrogen exchanger 1-like. The record is from RefSeq and is a predicted model, not a curated record. The coding region runs from base 1 to 1617 and encodes 538 amino acids. Lineage: Eukaryota; Viridiplantae; Streptophyta; Magnoliopsida; Malvales; Malvaceae. Gene Ontology annotation, biological process: regulation of pH; sodium ion transport; proton transmembrane transport. Gene Ontology annotation, cellular component: membrane. The transcript is spliced from 14 exons. Gene Ontology annotation, molecular function: sodium:proton antiporter activity.
AUGGCGAUAGGGAUAAUAAGCUCUGCUUUAGCAAAUUCAGAGAAGAUUUUAGCCUCUGAUCAUGGCUCAGUAGUUGCAAUAAACUUAUUUGUGGCGCUCCUUUGCGGGUGUGUCGUGAUCGGUCAUUUGCUAGAGGAAAAUCGAUGGAUAAACGAGUCAAUUACUGCCCUUGUCAUUGGACUAUGCACUGGAGCUGUAAUUCUGCUUACAACCAGAGGACAAAGCUCUCAUCUUCUAGUGUUCAGUGAAGAUUUGUUCUUCAUUUAUUUGCUUCCACCUAUUAUUUUCAAUGCGGGAUUCCAGGUGAAGAAGAAGCAAUUUUUCCGCAACUUUAUGACUAUCAUGCUGUUUGGUGCUGUUGGUACUUUAAUCUCUUUUGGCAUCAUUUCUGUAGGUGCCAUACGUUUCCUCAAGAAGAUGAAUAUUGGUGAUCUUACCAUAGGGGAUUAUCUUGCAAUCGGUGCAAUAUUUUCUGCGACAGAUUCUGUUUGCACUUUGCAAGUUCUUAAUCAAGAUGAGACACCUUUAUUAUACAGUCUGGUUUUUGGAGAGGGAGUUGUCAAUGAUGCCACAUCAGUUGUUCUUUUCAAUGCAAUCCAGAGCUUUGAUCUUUCUCACUUUGACUCAGCCAUUGCUUUGCAAUAUGUCGGAAACUUUUUGUAUUUAUUUAUUUUAAGUACUUUGUUGGGAGUUUUGGCCGGAUUGCUUAGUGCUUAUAUUAUUAAAAAGCUCUAUUUUGGAAGGCACUCCACUGAUCGUGAGGUUGCUCUCAUGAUGCUUAUGGCUUACCUAUCGUAUAUGCUAGCUGAACUUUUCGAUUUCAGUGCUAUUCUCACAGUAUUCUUUUGUGGGAUUGUUAUGUCUCAUUACACAUGGCAUAAUGUUACAGAAAGUUCGAGAGUGACAACCAAGCAUGCUUUUGCAACUUUAUCAUUUGUUGCUGAGAUUUUCAUCUUCCUUUAUGUUGGAAUGGAUGCAUUGGACAUUGAGAAGUGGAAUGUUAUUAGUGAUAGCCCCGGGGAAUUAAUCGGGGUGAGUGCAAUUCUUUUGGGGUUGAUUCUUGUCGGACGAGCAGCCUUUGUUUUCCCCUUAUCCUUCAUAUCCAACUUCACCAAGAAAGCUUCACAUGAGAAACUUCACUUCAAACAGCAGGUUACGAUUUGGUGGGCCGGUCUUAUGCGCGGAGCUGUCUCGAUGGCACUUGCUUACAAUCAGUUUACCAGCUUAGGCCAUACACAGCUACGAGGAAAUGCAAUGAUGAUAACCAGCACAAUCUCUGUUGUUCUUUUCAGCACAGUGGUUUUUGGAUUGAUGACCAAACCAUUAGUGAGCAUCUUACUUCCUUCACCAAAUCAUCUCACGAGAAUGCUUUCUUCUGAGCCGUCUACUCCGCAAUCGUUUGUCAUACCUCUUUUUGGUAAUGAAUCAGAGGCUGAUCAAAGCAACCAGAAUGUCCGGCGACUGACCAGUUUGAGAAUGCUCUUGACGACUCCUUCCCGCACCGUGCACUACUACUGGAGAAAAUUUGAUGACACCUUCAUGCGGCCUGUGUUCGGUGGAAGAGGUUUCGUUCCAUUCGUUCCCGGAUCACCUACGGAGAGAAAUGAUCAUCAAUGACAAUGAAAAGGUACUAGUAUAUUUUGAAACCUUCAUAGACAUUCUGGCUUGUUUAAUGUUCACAGUCUACAUUAUUUUGUAAUCUUCAUAGACCAUCUGGCUUGUAUAUAAAUUUUUAUAGGUUAAUAAUUCAUAUUAUAUAAAUUGUGCCAUUAUAUA